AUGGCAUCCAUUAUCCCACCCAAACGCCCUGUGCGUGCAGGUAUGCCGAAGCUCGUCAUGCCAACGAGUGUGACUUCAGAUGUACCGGAGGACACGAGCCGGAUCGAUUCUACCACGGGCGAGACGGACGCCACGAUCAUGCCUCGUGCUAUACCUUCACAGCCAAGCCUUGGGCUUGAGACACAAAUGGAUGAGAUCAAGCGCAUGUUGGACGAUACGAGAACGCCUGCGUCCAUGUCAUACGAGUAUGGUGGUGUAGAUAUGCAUGCGCAGGCAUCGGGAGAGAGUGGUAUGACGUCGAGCUCCAAUUCGAGCAGCUGGCACAUGCAUCAUGACUCUUCGUCCGUCCCGUUCAUGCGUUCCAACAGCUCAUUAGAGCUUGAAUCGAGCAUACCGCCUGCUUCUGAGCAUGCUAACGACAUUGAAGUGCUUGCGUCACUAGGCGAGGGUGCCAGUGGCGAAGUGAAGAAGGCCCGGAUCAAGAGCACUGGCAAGAUCAUAGCGCAGAAAGUCAUUCCGACCUCGCCUGACCCGAUGAUCCACCGGCAGCUUUUGCGUGAAUUGAAUGUGAACAAAUCGUGCAAGAGUGAGUAUAUUGUAAAUUACUAUGGUGCGUUUUUUGAGCCGGAAACGGCAAGUAUCACUAUCUGCAUGGAGUUCUGCGAGGCAGGCAGUAUGGACUCGAUUUACCGUCGUGUCAAGUCGCGUGGUGGACGCGUGGGCGAAAAGGUUCUGGCCAAGCUGGCCGAGUCCAUUAUCAAGGGUCUAGAGUACCUGCAUCAGUGUCGCAUUAUUCAUCGCGACGUCAAACCUAGCAAUAUUCUCGUGAGGCGCGAUGGCCAAAUGAAGUUGUGCGACUUUGGUGUAUCGGGUGAGCUCAUCAAUAGCGUGGCUGGCACGUUCACCGGUACGGCAACAUACAUGGCGCCUGAGCGAAUCAUGGGCCACUCUUAUACCAUUACGUCCGAUGUAUGGUCUGUGGGCGUUACCAUUUUAGAACUGGCUCUGAAUCGGUAUCCAUUUUCCGAAGAUGGCGAGACACCCAUGGGCCCUAUUGAUUUGCUCUCCUACCUACUCAGCUCCCCACUACCGACGCUUGAGAGUAACGACCAGAUUCGAUGGAGUCGGUCCCUGCGUGAUUUUGUCGAUCGGUGCCUGGAGCGCGAUGGUACUAAGCGCGUCUCGCCACGUAUGCUCUUACAGCAUCCGCUUGUGCGGCGCGCUGAGAUGAUCCCCAACUCGGAUAUGGCACGCUUCGUGGCGAGUGUAUGGAACUGGCCUUCGUAG
Molecule: messenger RNA, 1287 nt
Organism: Malassezia restricta
Lineage: Eukaryota; Fungi; Basidiomycota; Malasseziomycetes; Malasseziales; Malasseziaceae
Product: mitogen-activated protein kinase kinase 2
Exons: 1
Coding region: 1-1287 (428 amino acids)
Biological process (GO): protein phosphorylation
Molecular function (GO): ATP binding; protein kinase activity
Source: RefSeq, a predicted model, not a curated record